Jatropha curcas is the source of this 2894-nucleotide messenger RNA. Its product is annotated as linoleate 13S-lipoxygenase 2-1, chloroplastic. Lineage: Eukaryota; Viridiplantae; Streptophyta; Magnoliopsida; Malpighiales; Euphorbiaceae. Gene Ontology annotation, molecular function: protein binding; metal ion binding; oxidoreductase activity, acting on single donors with incorporation of molecular oxygen, incorporation of two atoms of oxygen. Gene Ontology annotation, biological process: lipid oxidation. The record is from RefSeq and is a predicted model, not a curated record.
ACCUGCCUUUCUAAUUUCUAUAACCACUUAAUCACUUAUCUUCUCCUACACUUAGCUUGCAACAGAAGGAAAGAAAAUGUUGAAGCUACAGCUUCAUCACCAAACACAUUCUAGAGCUACAACAGCAACAACUAUGGCUCAUCACUUCUUAUUGCCUAAUAAACCAUUCGCUAAUGGAGAUGAACAUGCGUCAAGGUUCCUUUUCAAGUCUUCAAAUUCUCCACUGUUCAGAAAAACACGCAAUUUUUAUACUAUUAGAGCUGCUAAUUUUAUUAACAACAAUACCAUCAAAGCCCAACCACCGAAGCAGUGCAUUAAAGUAAAAGCUGUAGUUACUGUUAAAGAAACCAUUGGUGGGUUUGUCGCAACUAUAAAAGACCUACUUGGCAAAACACUCCACUUAGAGCUUGCUAGUACUGACCUAGAUCCCAAGACGGGACUAGAGAAGCCUACGAUUCAAGGGUUUGCACACCGAAUGAGGAAAGAAGAUGGAGAUAUCAAAUACGAAGCAGAAUUUGAUGUUCCAGAAGAUUUUGGAGAUGUGGGUGCCGUUUUCGUGGAAAAUGAGCAUUAUUCUGAGAUCUUUCUUCAGGAUAUAGUGCUUGAUGGGUUUCCCCAUGGUCCUGUUAAUAUCACUUCUGCUUCUUGGGUUCACUCCAAGUAUGAUAACAAGCAGAAAAGAGUCUUUUUCACCAGUGAGUCUUACUUACCAUCACAGACGCCGAGUGGAAUAAAGAGGCUACGAGAGGAAGAGCUUAUGUUCUUGCGAGGAAAUGGACAAGGAGAGCGUCAGUUCGGCGAAAGGAUAUACGGUUAUGAUGUAUAUAACGAUCUUGGUGAUCCUGAUAGUAACCCGGACUUUGCAAGACCAGUACUUGGCGGCAAACAACGUCCAUAUCCUAGACGAUGUCGUACUGGACGGCCAAGAUGCGGAACAGAUCCAUCAUCGGAGAAAAGGAAAAGUAACUUCUAUGUUCCUAGAGAUGAAGCAAAGCAACUAACAUUCCCAGCCAAGACUAUAUAUUCAUUACUUCAUGCACUGGCACCAUCAUUAGAAAAUGUGAUUAUUGAUUCUGAACUUGGAUUCCCUUACUUUAAAGCUAUAGAUUCACUGAUCAAAGAAGGGAUUCCUAUGCCUCCCCUUUCAAGAGAGGGCUUCUGGCAAACAAUCAUGCCUCGGCUUUUCAAGGCUAUCACUGAUGGGAAAGGUGUUUUGAGCUUUGAGAGCACACAAACAUCAGAGAGAGAAAAAUUCUUUUGGUUAACGGAUGAAGAAUUUGCUAGGCAAACUAUUGCUGGUCUCAACCCUUGCAGCAUACAAUUGAUCGAAGAAUGGCCACUGAAGAGUAAACUUGAUCCUGAGAUAUAUGGACCGCCGGAAUCAGCAAUUACAACAGAAAUAAUUGAAGCAGAAAUUGGAGGGAUUGUUCAAGUUUGUGAGGCCAUAGAACAAAAGAAGCUUUUCAUCUUAGAUUAUCAUGAUCUGUUGUUACCAUUUGUGAGCAAAGUAAGGGAACUUAACGGCAGAACACUAUAUGGCUCACGGACAGUGCUAUUCCUAACCCCUACUGGCAUAUUAAGGCCCAUAGCCAUUGAGUUGACUCGCCCACCCAUGGAUGGAAAGCCUCAGUGGAAGCAAGUGUACACUAACAGUUGGGAUUCCACAGGUUUCUGGCUCUGGAGGCUAGCCAAAGUACAUGUCCUUGCUCAUGACUCUGGUUAUCAUCAACUUGUUAGUCAUUGGCUAAGAACACACUGCGUGACAGAACCUUAUAUAAUUGCAACCAAUCGGCAACUCAGUGUUAUGCAUCCAAUUUAUAGACUAUUACACCCUCACUUUCGCCAUACAAUGGAGAUUAAUGCUCUGGCUCGAGAAUCACUAAUCAGUGUAGGUGGAAUUAUCGAGUCUUCAUUUUCUCCAGGCAAGUACUCUAUGGAGUUCAGCUCUGUUGCCUAUGAUAAAUUUUGGAGGUUUGAUCAUCAGGCACUACCCAAUGACCUAAUUAACAGGGGCAUGGCUGUUGAGGAUGAAAAGGCUCCGCACGGCCUAAAACUUACGAUUGAAGACUACCCUUUUGCAAACGAUGGUCUAAUUUUAUGGGACAUCAUCAAAAGUUGGAUAACUGACUACGUAAAUCACUACUAUCCUGAACCAGACCUUGUCGCGUCCGAUGAAGAGAUCCAAGCAUGGUGGAGGGAAAUUCGAACUAUAGGACACGCUGACAAAAAGGACGAACCAUGGUGGCCUCAGCUUAGAACACCCCAGGAUCUAAUUGAUUUCGCCACAACUAUGGCAUGGGUAGCCUCAGGUCAACAUGCUGCAGUUAACUUUGGACAAUAUGCAUUUGGAGGUUAUUUUCCUAAUAGGCCUACAAUUGCAAGAAUAAAAAUGCCAAGUGAAGACCCCACAGAAGAAGACUGGAAAUUUUUCUUAGAAAAUCCUGGGGCAGUACUAUUAGCUACUUUCCCUUCAAAGCUUCAGGCAACAAGAGUUGUGGCUGCUUUAAACGUGUUAUCGAACCAUUCUCCUGAUGAGAAGUACAUUGGGGAGGAAAUGGAACCAUCAUGGGCUGAUGAUCCGAUUAUAAAGGCAGCUUUUGAGAAGUUCAGAGGAAGAUUGAAGGAGUUAGAAGGAAUCAUUGAUGAAAGAAAUAAUAACAAGAACUUGAAAAACAGAAAUGGAGCUGGCAUUGUCCCAUAUGAGCUUUUGAAGCCAUUUUCUAAACCAGGGGUUACAGGAAAGGGUGUUCCAUAUAGCAUAUCCAUUUGAAAUCUACAGAGAAACCUACCGCUACUGCUUCUGCUGUGCUCAAAAUUAAAAUUUGCGUACAAUUUUUAUUGUCUUUUCUUUGAAUUGUUGAUAUGAGAAAUAAAUUUGAACCUGAUUGGCAUAA